Molecule: messenger RNA, 1572 nt
Organism: Hyla sarda
Lineage: Eukaryota; Metazoa; Chordata; Amphibia; Anura; Hylidae
Gene: AK8
Product: adenylate kinase 8
Biological process (GO): nucleoside triphosphate biosynthetic process
Cellular component (GO): cytoplasm
Molecular function (GO): ATP binding; nucleoside diphosphate kinase activity; AMP kinase activity
Source: RefSeq, a predicted model, not a curated record
ACGUAUGAGAGUUCUUGGCGACGCUGGUUGCUAGGGUACCGCGGCGCUCGCUCCGUUGCUAAGGAGAGCUCUGCUGCCGCCUGGCCCGGAGUACAUACGCGGAGAUGGACGCAACGGCGAAGCCUCUGAGGAUCCCCCCGCAAAUGGCCGUGUAUGCCGAGGAGCACCGAAUCUUUGAUAUACUCCAGAAAAUGGUGCAGAAUCUCCUCAUUGACCGACCGGAGGAUCCAAUCCAGUACCUGAUCGAUCACUUGCGGAAGGAUAAUGAUGGCGUGCCAAGAAUUGCUAUUUUGGGCCCCCCCGCCUCAGGAAAACACACCAUGGCGAAGCUCCUGUGUAAGCGUCUGAAUGCCACUCACCUCACUCCAGAGAAUUUGUUGUCAAAUGAUGUCUCCGAGCUGGUGGAGGAAGCGCUCUCGUACAAAGGCAAAGACCAGGAGAUCCCAGACGCGCUGUGGGCCGGCCUCAUCCGAGAGCGACUGUCAAAAGUGGACUGCGUGAAACGGGGUUGGGUCAUUGAAGGAUUUCCCCGGACCAGGGAGCAGGGAUUACUCCUACAGAUGAAUGGGACAUGUCCGGAUCAUAUCGUUGUCCUGGAUGCUCCAGAUAUUGUCCUAAUAGAGAGGAAUAUGGGAAAGAGGAUCGACCCCACCACAGGAGAGGUCUACCACACCGCAUUUGAUUGGCCUGAAGACCCUGAAGUACAGAAGAAUUUGGUGGAACCAGAGGGGAUCUCAGAAGAGGAAACUGGAAAGAAGUUGCUGGAAUAUCACGGAAACAUCCAUGGAAUUCUGCUAGUUUUCCCCACGAUUUACAAGAAGAUUAAUGCAGAUCAGCCGUGCAUGGACGUCUUAUCGCAAGUUCUCACCUUUGUGUUAAGCAAACCUCGCUCGCUGGCCCCUUACACCCCGCGAAUACUUCUGUACGGACCUCCAGGCAGUGGAAGAAGCCUCCAGGCUGCGUUCCUGGCAGAGAAAUAUGACAUUGUCAAUGUUUCCUGUGGUCAAGUCCUUAAGGAAGCUGUGGCCGACCAGACGAAAACGGGGCUGCUGAUCGAGCCGUACAUAGAGAACGAGCAGCAAGGAUCUUCUUUCUGGACAUCCCUGAUGACGUAGCCAUAGAGCGUCUGUCGCUACGUAUGACGGAUCCUGUCUCAGGGGAGAGGUAUCACAGCCUGUACCGUCCGGCGCCCCGAGUGGACGUGCACAGGCGCCUACAGCAGAACCCGACGGACGCGGAGCAGAAGGUUCAGAUGAGGUUAGACAUGUAUCACGUCAGUGCGGAGGAGCUGGAGGAGUUUUAUCAAGAUGUCAUCCAUGUUAACGCUGAUCAAGACCCGUACACCGUCUUCGAGUUCAUUGAAAGCUGCAUUGUCAAACCCCUUCCAAAGCGCGUCCCCGGGGAGGCGCCGUCUCCCUAAUCACUCGCAGCACGUACAGCGCGAUCUGUUCGCUCGGAUUAGCUGGCGGUGCAUUGUGCCGUCUGAGGGGGCACGUUCUGCGCUCUCACCUGAGUCACCACCAGCGCUCGCGCCUCAUCUGAUCGAGAAAAAUAAAGGAAAUCUGAUGGGUA